This is a messenger RNA of Leptinotarsa decemlineata (Colorado potato beetle), 868 nucleotides long. RefSeq names its product amnion associated transmembrane protein. The record is from RefSeq and is a predicted model, not a curated record. Gene Ontology annotation, biological process: receptor-mediated endocytosis; intracellular protein localization. NCBI's taxonomy places the organism in Eukaryota, Metazoa, Arthropoda, Insecta, Coleoptera, Chrysomelidae. Gene Ontology annotation, cellular component: apical plasma membrane; endocytic vesicle.
GAGCUAGUAUCCUCGCUGAGCCUGACCAAAAGUUCAAGAUAGCUGAAAUCGAGAAGAUUCUUCAGAUAUAUGAUUCCGACACUUAUGUCAGUAAAGUAAAAGGCUCUGCUGGAAAGGAAGUUAUACAAAUUAUUUUUUCUGAGAAGGAGUUCACUGGUGACAGUUUAGACGAAGCAAAUUCAUUCCACCAGCAAAUUUCCAAUGAUCCGAGCUUCCAUCUCAAGCAACCACAUUUAUAUGCAUCAGGCACAUACUACGAAGAAGGUGCAAUGACCAAGAAUACAGUAGGGGUAGUUUUUGGUACUCUGCUUGGAGUUUGUUUGGUAUUUGUUGCAGUUUUCUUGGUAUAUUCACCAGACGGUAGAGCGGAAAAUUUGAGAAACAGGAUAGUGAAACUGAGAUAUUUCCCACGACUGAAUUUUGGACCACGCCGAAUGUCAAAUUUUACCUCCCGAUUUUUUGCGAGAUAUGAUAGCGUUGGAGAUGAUGCUGGUCUUAUAUUCGAAGGACGCUCUAUGGCAGGUUCUGUGGUGAGUUUAGAAAAAGCUUUCGAAAAUCCAUUGUAUGGAAAAGAGAAAGAAGUGAUAACUCCAUCAACAUCCACUACCAGUGAUGAUAUUAACUUAUCUUCUGAUAAAGGAAGCAGGUCCGAUGGUGAUACUGAUAAUAAUCUAUUUGUAAUAAAAGAGAAUAACGAAGAAAUAGAAAAUCUUUCUGAUGAAGACGGUGAAUUGGUCGACUUAACUGAUGUUGAAAGAUAAUUUCCUAAUUUUCUAUUUUGUUUUCGAGUUGAAUUUUUCCUACUGUUACUAUUAUAUGUGCUUAUCAGAAUUCAUGUGAUUUUCUGUCAAUAAACUGAUUAAAUAAA